Cynara cardunculus var. scolymus (artichoke) is the source of this 2424-nucleotide messenger RNA. Its product is annotated as galactinol--sucrose galactosyltransferase. The coding region runs from base 64 to 2379 and encodes 771 amino acids. NCBI's taxonomy places the organism in Eukaryota, Viridiplantae, Streptophyta, Magnoliopsida, Asterales, Asteraceae. The record is from RefSeq and is a predicted model, not a curated record. The transcript has 4 exons. Gene Ontology annotation, molecular function: galactinol-sucrose galactosyltransferase activity.
UUCACAUAUUUACAAAAGCAACCCUUCAAUUACAAUUUUGUUUUUCUUCUAUUUUUCAUACAAAUGGCACCCACCUUGUUCGAAACCGAAUCCAACGGUACUAAAAUGGUUGCUGGAGUUAGCCACACGUCUACAGUGACGUUGGCUGGAUCGAGCUUUGUUGCUGACAGUCACGUCAUCUUAUCUGACGUCCCUUCGAAUGUUAAUGCUUAUUGUUCUGGGGUUUCAAGUGGUUGCUUUGUUGGUUUCGAUGCUUCGGAAGCAAGUAGUCGACAUGUGGUCCCGAUCGGGAAGCUCAGUGGUAUUCGGUUCAUGAGUAUAUUCCGGUUCAAGGUUUGGUGGACCACACAUUGGGUUGGUUCGAAUGGUCGAGACUUGGAGCAUGAGACGCAGAUGGUCAUGCUUGAAAAGUCUGACUCUGGACGUCCUUAUGUUUUGAUACUCCCAUUACUGGAAGGUCCUUUUCGAGCUGCUCUGCAACCCGGAAACAACGAUUUUGUGGAUGUCUGUGUCGAGAGUGGGUCAACAAAAGUUUCAGACACUUCUUUCAGAAGCGUCGUUUACAUGCAGGCGGGCCCUGACCCAUAUGUUCUUAUGGAGAAAGCAAUGAAAGUUGUCCAAGAGCACCUUGGAACGUUCAAGUUAUUGGAGGAGAAAACGCCACCUGGUAUUAUCGAUAAGUUUGGAUGGUGCACAUGGGAUGCCUUCUAUCUGACCGUUCACCCUCAUGGAGUCAUCGAAGGCGUUAAAGGUCUAGUCGAAGGUGGGUGCCCACCUGGACUCCUGCUGCUCGAUGACGGGUGGCAGUCCAUAUCUCACGACGACGAUCCGAUCGACUCAGAAGGCAUGAACCGAACAGCUGCAGGUGAACAGAUGCCAUGCAGGCUGACGAAAUUUGUAGAAAAUUACAAGUUUCGAGAAUACGAGAGUCCCCGACCUGAGGCCCCUAACAAAGGCAUGGGAGCUUUUGUUAGGGAUCUCAAAGAGGAUUUUAAGAGUGUAAAGUAUGUGUAUGUUUGGCAUGCCCUUUGUGGAUAUUGGGGUGGGGUAAGGCCCAAUAUACAUGGGCUCCCAGAAUCAAGUGUAGUGAAGCCCAUGCUAUCGCCUGGACUCGAGAAGACAAUGGAAGAUCUGGCCGUUGAUAAAAUCGUCAAUAAUGGAGUUGGGUUGGUCCCACCAGAAAAAGUUGAUCAACUGUAUGAAGGUCUACACUCGCAUUUGGAGUCCGCUGGCAUUGACGGAGUCAAAGUUGACGUCAUUCAUUUAUUGGAGAUGUUAUCUGAAGAUUACGGUGGAAGAGUAGAGCUCGCAAAAGCAUACUACAAAGCGUUAACGUUGUCGAUGAGAAAACACUUCAAGGGCAACGGCGUAAUUGCAAGUAUGGAGCAUUGUAACGACUUCAUGUUCCUUGGCACCGAGGCCAUAGCAUUGGGCCGUGUUGGGGACGAUUUUUGGUGCACCGAUCCAUCAGGUGACCCUAACGGUACAUUUUGGUUACAAGGGUGUCACAUGGUACAUUGUGCUUAUAACAGUUUGUGGAUGGGGAACUUUAUACAACCGGACUGGGAUAUGUUUCAGUCCACUCAUCCUUGUGCUGAGUUUCACGCCGCGUCUCGAGCCAUUUCUGGUGGUCCGAUUUAUAUCAGUGACUCUGUCGGGAAACACAACUUCGACUUGCUCAGGAGCCUCGUUUUACCCGAUGGGUCAAUCUUACGUUGCCAGUGGUAUGCCCUCCCGACCCGCGAUUGUUUAUUCAAAGACCCACUCCACGACGGAAAAACCAUGCUCAAAAUUUGGAAUUUGAACAAGUACACCGGAGUCGUUGGAGCGUUCAACUGCCAAGGAGGAGGAUGGUGUCGUGAAUCGAGGCGCAACAAAUGCGCUUCAGAGCACUCCCAUGUCGUGACCUCAACUAUCGGCCCUACCGACGUCGAAUGGCACAAAGGGAAACCCUCGGUAUCUGUGGAUGGUGUCCAAGCCUUCGCAUUAUACCUGUUCCAUGAAAAGAAGCUGAUCCUAGCAAAACCGAGCGACAACAUUGAAAUUGCACUAGAGCCAUUCAAUUUCGAGCUCGUAACUAUAUCUCCUAUCACUGUGAUGCCCAACAAAUCGAUCCAGUUCGCCCCCAUCGGGCUUGUGAACAUGUUGAACUCCGGUGGCGCUCUCCAAUCAGUUGAAAUUUUGUCGAACGUCGAUGGAUCAUGUACAGUUCGAGUCGAGGUCAAAGGUGCCGGAGAAAUGAGGGUAUUUGCAUCUGAAAAACCGAUCAAAUGUCAUAUUAACGGGGACAAUGUGGAGUUCAAGUAUGAGGAGCAUAUGGUCAUGGUUCAAGUGGCUUGGCCUAUCACAAGUCUGUCGAUCAUUGAAUACGUCUUUUGAAAUAUCAGUAUUACUUUUUCGAAUGUAUAUAUUUUCUAUUUUCAA